GGCGGAACCGGCGGGCGGGGCGCGGACCUCGGCUCCCGGAGCGAGGAGGGCCGGGUGGGUGUCCUCCGAUUGGGGUGCUCCCGUGCCCGGGUCUUGCGUCCCCCGCGCCCCCGCCAUGCGCCCACCUCGCCCCUGCGCCGCGCUGCUUGCCCUCCUGGCCGCGUACCUCGCGGCCGCCGAGGCUCCGCACCUGGUGCGCGUGGACGCGGCCCGCGCGUUGCGUCCCCUGCAGCCCUUCUGGAGGAGCACCGGCUUCUGUCCCCCACUGCCGCACAGCCAGGCUGACCGGUAUGACCUCAGCUGGGACCAGCAGCUCAACCUGGCCUACGUGGGUGCCGUCCCUCAUGGUGGCAUCGAACAGGUUCGGACCCACUGGCUGCUGGACCUCAUCACGGCCAGGGGGUCAGCCAGGCAGGGCCUGAGCUACAACUUCACCCACCUGGACCGGUACCUGGACCUUCUCAGGGAGAACCAGCUCGUCCCAGGCUUUGAGCUGAUGGGCAGCCCCUCCGGACGCUUCACUGACUUUGAGGACGAGCGGCAGGUGUUCGAGUGGAAAAACCUGGUUUCCCUCCUGGCCAGGAGAUACAUCGGUAGGUACGGCCUCAAGCACGUUUCCAAGUGGAAUUUCGAGACGUGGAACGAGCCGGACCACCACGACUUUGACAACGUGUCCAUGACCUUGCAAGGCUUCUUGAACUACUACGACGCCUGCUCCGAGGGUCUGCGAGCCGCCAGCUCGGCUCUGCGCCUGGGCGGCCCCGGAGACUCCUUCCACCCGCUGCCGCGCUCCCCGCUCUGCUGGGGCCUCCUGGGGCACUGCCACAAUGGCACCAACUUCUUCACCGGGGAGGUGGGCGUGAGGCUGGACUACAUCGCCCUCCACAAGAAGGGCGCGGGCAGCUCCAUCUCCAUCCUGGAGCAGGAGGCGGCGGUCGUGCGGCAGAUACAGCGGCUCUUCCCCAAGUUCGCGGACACCCCCGUUUACAACGACGAGGCCGACCCGCUGGUGGGCUGGUCCCUGCCGCAGCCCUGGAGGGCCGACGUGACCUACGCUGCCAUGGUCGUGAAGGUCAUCGCACAGCACCAGAACCUGCUGGUGGCCAACACCAGCUCCUCCGUCCGCUACGCGCUCCUAAGCAACGACAACGCCUUCCUGAGUUACCACCCGCACCCCUUCUCUCAGCGCACGCUCACCGCGCGCUUCCAGGUCAACGACACGCGCCCGCCGCACGUGCAGCUGCUGCGCAAGCCGGUGCUCACGGCGAUGGCCCUGCUGGCCCUGCUGGACGACGAGCAGCUCUGGGCUGAGGUGUCGCGGGACGGGACGGUGCUGGACAGCAACCACACGGUGGGCGUCCUGGCCAGCACCCACCACCCCAUGGGCCCUGCCGACGCCUGGCGCGCCACGGUGCUGGUCUACGCGAGCGACGACACCCGCGCCCAUGCCAACCGCAGCGUACCCUUGACUCUGAGCCUGUACGGGGUGCCCCCGGGCCCGGCAUCCCGCUCCGCAGAGGUCGUCUUUGUCCAGCUCUACAUGGACAACUGGCUCUGCAGCCCCUACGGCGAGUGGCGGCGCCUGGGCAGGCCCGUCUACCCCUCUGCUGAGCAGUUCCGGCGCAUGCGCGCGGCCGAGGACCCGGCGGCCGUGAUGCCGCUCCCUUUUCCCAGCAGCGGCCGCCUGACGCUGCGCCCAGCGCUUCCUCUGCCCUCGCUCUGGCUGGUGCACGUGUGCGCGCGCCCGGAGGAGCCGCCGGGGCAGGUGACCCGGCUCCGUGCUCUCCCCUUGACCCGCGGGCAGCUGCUUUUGGUCUGGUCCGAUGAGCGUGUGGGCUCCAAGUGCCUGUGGACCUACGAGAUCCAGUUCUCCCUGGAGGGCGUGGUGUACCUGCCCAUCAACAGGAAGCCUUCGACUUUUAACCUCUUCGUGUUCAGCCCAGACACGGCUGUCGUCUCCGGCUCCUACCGGGUUCGUGCUGUGGAUUACUGGGCCCGACCAGGCCCCUUCUCGAGCCCCGUGUGGUACCUGGGGGUCCCUGCCCCGUGAGGGCCACUGCUGCCCCGCGACUGGACCUGUGCUGACCGUAAGCCUGGGCGGCCAGAAGCCAUGCUGGGCCAGAGUGCCGUCAGCCGGUCAUCCCCUCUGUUUGUCCCCUCCUGCCCCUCAUUCACCCCCUUAAAGUGCCUUUCCACGCACAGUAAUGGGGACGGCCUUCGUGGUGGGCACUGGGCAGACACGAGGCCUGGCUGGAGUGAGGCCAUCCCCGCCUCGCCCCACCCCUGCCUGUGGGAGCCGGGAUGGGACUCGGGUCGAGCGCAGACAGGUGUGAGUUGCCACUGGGGUGCCCGCCCUGCACGCCUGGGGUCUCUGGCGUCACUGCUGGGUGCAGCAGGCCCCAUUCCCAGCCCCUGCGCCGGGAGGGCCCAGAGGGUUCCCACUUCCUGAGGCCCAGCCAGGCUGCCCCCUGCACCCUGCCUGGCCCAGACUGUCCCCAGUGGCAGGGGAGGCCGACAGUGUCCACUCCUGUGGUCAUCUGGGCUCCUUAUCUGGGUCCAGGAGAAAGCAGCACGCCCAGACGAGGGCGACUUGGGGACUGUGGAUGGACAUGUGGACGGGGGCAGGGAAGCCACAAGGGGUGGUGUGGAGCCCUGGGGCUCCUCCCCAACCCCCCACGCCCACCCCAGGCCACCUGGUGAGGCCAUGUGGCGAGGAGCGGGGGUGCAGCCAGUCUGGAGCGAUGCAAGCGGGAGUGGGGGCCCCGACCCACCCUCCUCUCUCUGCUGCCCUCCGAGCGGCCUGGGCUCAGGGAUGGGUGAGGCAGGCCUGGCAGGGCACAUGCAAGGCAAGGCCCAGUCACCCCCGGCUCCUGUCCGCAUGGAAAGGGCGGGGCACCAGGGCCCACCAGCAGCCUCAUCCUGGGCUGGGGAUGUCAGUGUGAGCAUUCUCCACCUGAACCCCAAAGCCAGCACCUGUCCCCAUCGCCCUUGGCCGCUGGGGAGGCUUCAGGGCUUGGUGCCUGGGGCCCCGUUGUUACAUACAAGGGGUGCUGGGGUGCCCGGUGGGCCCCCGGUCUCUGGGCGUUGUUUUCCUGCCUCAUCAGGAAGCUCUGGCUGGAUGCGGCUACGUGACCAAGCACCACGGUGGGCAGGCGGCCCGUACAGCAGAGGCUCAUUCUCUCACAUCCUGGAGGCCGCAGCCUGAGGACAGGGGUUCCUCCUGAGGGCGCUCUCCUUGCCUUGCAGACGGCCGCCUCCUCCCCGUGUCCUCACAGGGUCGUCCCUUUGUGUGUGUCUGUGUCCUGAUCUCGUCUUCUUAUAAGGACACCAGCCAUGUGGGAUUCAGGCCCACCCAUAGGACCUCAUUUGAAUCACCUCUUUAAAGCUCCCUCUCCAAAUAAGGUCACAGUCUGAGGUACUGGGGAUGAGAACGUCAGUGUAUGAAUCGGAGGGAUCCAGUUCAGUCGGUAACGAGCACCAACCCUAUUUCUCUGCGGUGGUAGGAAUGCAUCACCCCGGCGUUAAAGCAGCCUCUUCUUUUUGGGAUACAGACUGCUAUAUAUAAAAUAUAAACAAUAGGCCCUACUGUAUAGCACAGGGAACUAUAUUCAAUAUCUUGUAAUAAACCGUAAUAGGAAAGAAUAUGAAA
Molecule: messenger RNA, 3649 nt
Organism: Delphinapterus leucas (beluga whale)
Lineage: Eukaryota; Metazoa; Chordata; Mammalia; Artiodactyla; Monodontidae
Source: RefSeq, a predicted model, not a curated record